This is a messenger RNA of Heterobasidion irregulare TC 32-1, 1449 nucleotides long. RefSeq lists its product as uncharacterized. The record is from RefSeq and is a predicted model, not a curated record. The transcript is spliced from 6 exons. Gene Ontology annotation, molecular function: zinc ion binding; ubiquitin protein ligase activity; ubiquitin conjugating enzyme binding. Gene Ontology annotation, biological process: ubiquitin-dependent protein catabolic process; positive regulation of proteasomal ubiquitin-dependent protein catabolic process; protein polyubiquitination. Bases 10 to 1371 code for a protein of 453 amino acids. Gene Ontology annotation, cellular component: cytoplasm; ubiquitin ligase complex. NCBI's taxonomy places the organism in Eukaryota, Fungi, Basidiomycota, Agaricomycetes, Russulales, Bondarzewiaceae.
CAAUGUGCCAUGCUCCAAGAGGAAGAGUGGCAGGUGCUCGAGUCCAUUUAUCCAGAUUGCCUUUCGAGCAAUCUUCCGGACAGGGUCAAGAAGCUUGAAAUCCCUGUCGAAUUUGGCGAUGCGAGGACCGUGUCUGUCGUCGGUGACGGUAGUCUCGUUAGCGCAGAGCUUUUGCAGGACACUCCUAUUCAUCGACUCGAUCCCAUCUCGAUCUCGAUCGCUUCGCUUCCCCCUGUGCUGCUUUAUCUCGUUCUACCGCCGACAUAUCCCUUGUUGGAUCCACCUCAAAUUGUUUCCCUUCAUGUGACAUGGCUUCCCCACACUGCACAUUUUCAGGAUAAGUUACUGGAGAUGUGGGAGCCUGGAGAUGGCACGCUUUAUAAUUGGAUUGAGUGGAUAAGGACCGCGGAAUUUUUGAACUAUUUCAGCUUUAUAGACGGACAGACAAUACGAAUAUUACAUGAAGCCCCUCAUCUGCUCGCGCCGUUGCUCACAUCGCAUGACGCGAACUCCAAGUCAUCUCAAUUCGCGCAAAAUUCUUAUACAUGCUCCAUCUGUUUAACAUCACACAAGGGGGCGAAAUGUCUAAUGCUCGUUUGUGGUCAUGUCUUCUGUCGCCCCUGUCUAGAAGACUAUUGGAAGCUAUUCAUCAAAGAGGGGGACGUGGCGCGGGUCGGAUGCCCGGAUCCUGCCUGUGUCAAACAGGGUCGGGAAUCCCACGAAGAGGAAGUCAGGAGGGUUGUCAGCGAGGACGAAGCGAGUCGGUGGAGAUGGCUUCGGGAGAAGAGAGUGCUUGACCAAGACCCGACCAUCGUGCACUGUCCCAUGGCCCUCUGCCAAGCAGCCGUACCGAAACCAAAUAAUGCGGACGAGCAGAGUUCAGGCUGGGAGAGGUUGCGGACGUGUCAGUCGUGCGAUUAUUCGUUUUGUGCAUUCUGUAAACGUACAUGGCAUGGGCCCCUGACGGACUGCCCGAUACCCAUCGCGGAAAAUUUUGUUUUGGAGUACAUGUCACUGGCGGAUGGCUCACCAUCGCGAGCGGUACUGGAGCAGCGGUAUGGAAAGGCGAAUAUCACUCGGCUGGUCGCGAAAUACAAGGAAGACCAGGCGAAUCGAGAGUGGCUGGAGAGCAGCACGAUGGCGUGUCCCGGUUGUCAGAUCAAAGUGGAGAAGUCGAUAGGCUGCAACCACAUGACAUGCGCGAAAUGCAAGCAGCACUUCUGCUACCGCUGUGGUGCGAAGCUGAACGCAAACAAUCCGUACGAACAUUUCUCGACGCCGGGGCGUCGGUGCUACUCGAAGCUGUUCGACUACCAGAGCGUGGAUGAUGAGUGGCAGCCGAUGGAGGGGUUCGAUGCGGCGGGGAUAUGAUGUGGACCAGUAUAUUGUUGGAUGAAUGUAGCGCUAUGCGGCGGGUACAGUACAUACUACAGACAUGUUUCGGCCGAG